AUGCCAAAAAUUAAGAAAAAUGUUAAUGACGAAAACAAAUGCCCAAAUAAAUUGAUGGCCCAAAAAAGAAGUAAACCAGUUUUCAAAUUUGAUAUGAAAAGAAUUCUAAAAGAAAGACAAGCUGAGUGUGAAUUUUGGGAAAAAAAUGCUCAAAUUGAUAAAGAAAUGAAAGUUCUAGAUGUUUUGUUUCAAAAAGAAGUGAACAAAACUAUUAACCAAAGUGAUGAUAAACUUGUAUUAGCAAAGUCUGGAUAUGUUAUAUUUGACCCCUCUAAGUUUAAUGUAAACUUUGAAGAAAACUAUAAUAUGACAGGAUCAUAUUAUUCGCAACAGCUACUUCUAAUGUCAAUUGAGAGAAAUGAACUUGAAGCCAUCAUUAUUUUUAAUAAUCUGAUGAAGUCAAAUUGGUCUCCAGUAUUUAAAGAUGUUCAACUUAUUUUAUCAAACUGGGGAGCUGAUUUGAAUUCAUUGACUGACGGUACACUAUUAAAGUGUCAAAUAAAUGAUUGCAAGAACUUUAAACGGCACAAUUUUGAAUUGGUAAUGAAAUUCAUAUCUUAUAAUAUAGAUAAAAAUAAUAAGACAUUUAGUGAAGAUGAACUACUAACAUUGGCACAGUAUAUUGCCAAAAUAUCUUUUGAUCAGUAUUGUGGACAAAUGAUAAAUGUUAUACAACAAUUAUUUACUGCUUGUAUUGAAACUGCAUUACAAGAAGACGAUGAUGCUUCUAUUAUAACAUUUGCUCAAGAAUUGUACUCUCAAUAUAAUAUUAAACUACUUAAAAUGGUUGUUGAUUUAUUCCUUCCUUUAGAAGGAAAGAUAAUGAAAAAAGUCUAUACUUAUAUAACAUUCAAGCUAUAUAAGUCACUUUUAGAAAAAACCAACAACAUGAGUGCAUUUCCAACUAAUAUUAAAGAAUGGUUUGUUCAAGACUUAGUGGAUAAAGAUUUUUUCAAUAGACGACCAAAAAGAAUAUUAUACCGUCUUAUUCGGCUGUUGGAACAUGUCGUCAUUGUUUUUGAUUUAUACAGAGAUGAAAAAAAACUUAGUGACAUGUAUGACUUUUUGAAUUUCAUGGUAAAACCAACUGGAUUAUCAGAUUCUCUGAGACUGGUUAAUAUAUUGGAUCAAUGGAGGUUACAAUUAUUCCGUUUGCAUGUAAAUCGUAAGAAUGCUUAA
Macrosiphum euphorbiae (potato aphid) is the source of this 1179-nucleotide messenger RNA. Lineage: Eukaryota; Metazoa; Arthropoda; Insecta; Hemiptera; Aphididae. The record is from the annotation of a GenBank genome assembly.